AACCAAAACUUCUGUGUUAACAUUUUGAUGAGUUUCUGACUCAAAAGUUGAUUAAUUUUUCACCACUCAAUUCCAUUCUAGCAACUGAUAGGGUCUCUUUUGGUUUUGUCCAUUUCCCUUCUUUUUCUACUUAGAAAACCCCACCAAUUAUCUUACACAGAUAGAGAGAGAGAAUUCCGUUUUUCUUACCCUUUGUUCCUUCUCUCUCGCAAUAUUUUCCUAUUUUUCUCUUGCUUUUCUUCAUUAUCUUCUUAUUCAUAUUCUGAUCAAUCUGAAACUUUAUUGUCUUUGUUUUAAAGGUAUCAACUUUGACAUUGUCUUCUUGUUAAAUAUUCUUGUCAUCUUAUCAAUUAUGAUAAGGCUUUUACCUUUUUUUUCCUUUUAUAACCAAUCCAUUGAUGCAGAUUUUAGUACCCCUUUUCCCAGAUAUCAUCAGAAGCUACCGAUCUCUCUUUUAUAAUAUUUUUUCUUAAAUAUAAGAAGGGGUACAAUUAACCUCGUAUUCUGAAUUACCCUUCAUUUUUAAUUCCUCGAUUUGGCUUCUUAAUUAUCCAUCCAGCUAAUUAUUUUCUGGGAAUGUUCUUCUUAUUUAUUCUUCCCAUAUUACUUGCAUCAACAUUCCCACGUACCGAAUUCAAAAUUUGAAGUUUAUAGGUUCCCAAUAAACUCAAAUUAAAAAAAAAAAAAAGAAAUUCUUUAUAUUUGCCCAAAGGAAAUCGAACCCCCCUCCAAAAGCAAGCCAACCUUAAGCAAGUUUCAGUAUUGCUUUGUUACUAGGUUUCCAACAGAUAGUUCUUAUAUAUUUAAUCAAUUUUUUAAUAUAAAUACAGGAUUUGCGCAAAAGUUACUGAGUUCCCGAGAAUCCGCACCGAUGAUGACCCUAGGUCCACCCCAGCCCACAUAAAUUACAAUUUGAUUCACUUCUUUCUUUCACCCACCAUUCAUUUUCUUCCAUUUGCAAUAAUGGGUUGUGCAACUUCAAAGCCAAAAGUAUGCCAAAAUUGUCAUACACCAUAUUCCCCUGUAAGGAGAAGUUACUCAAUGUACAUACCAAAAAAGAAAGAUAUUAAUGAGAGUGAACAACAACAUAUGGUGAGUCUAACAUCUUCAACAUUAGGAUCAUUGAAACUUGACUCAAUGAACUUGAGUCAAAGUCUCAGGGAUGAUCAUUUUGCAUUCGAAAUCGAUGACUACCACGCAACGAAAGAUGAGUUGUUGAUUGAGGCAAAAACAUGGUCACAAAUGAUCAAUGAGAAAAUUCCAAAAGUGGUUAUUCCUAAAACACCAGUAAAAACACCACCAGGUGAGCCAGAAACUAUUAAUGCUUGGGAAUUAAUGGAAGGUCUUGAAGAUAUUACUCCUCUUAAACCUAAAGAAAAUGGCAAAGAUAUUAGUUUCUCUUUCACUGUUUCUCCUAAUACAAUAUCUUUUCUUGAUGAUCAGCCUAAAGAAAAUGGCGAUGACUUGCCUAAAAUGGCUGAUAAUGAGUCUAGUUUACAUUCAACUAGCACGUCUAUAAUAUCUGAUUUUGAUCCUGAAGUGAUUUCCACAUUCAGAAAAGCACUCGAAGAUCUUCCACCAGCUAACCCUUUUCACUUAAAGCCAUUAAUUAUCGAAACCAUGCACGGACCGAAUGAUGAGGUAAAUGGAGAAGUACUGGAAGCUCGGAGAUGUGAAGUACUAAGAGAGUAUAAAUUGGUGUUGCCUCAUGAGAAGGACAAAUUAGUAAUUUACUUUACGAGCUUAAGAGGGGUGAGGAAAACAUACGAGGAUUGUUGUCACGUUCGUGUGAUUCUAAAGGGACUAGGUGUUAAGGUUGAUGAGAGAGAUGUUUCAAUGCAUUCAGGAUUCAAGGAGGAGUUGAAAGAACUAAUGGGGAAAGAAUAUGCUGGAGGAGGAUUACCAAGGGUGUUUUUGGGAAAAAAGUACAUUGGUGGGGCUGAUGAAAUACGGAGAAUCAACGAGGAUGGGAACCUCGAGAAGUUAGUAGAGAAUUGUGAACGGAUAGAGGAUGGUGGUGGUGGUGGUAGUGUUGUUGGAAAUUUAGCUUGUGAGGCCUGUGGAGAUAUUAGGUUUGUGCCGUGUGAGACAUGCUCGGGGAGUUGUAAAAUUUACUAUGAAGCAGACUACGACGAAUUGGAAAUUGAGGAGGAAGAUGAAUAUGGCUUCCAACGAUGCCCGGAUUGUAAUGAGAAUGGACUUAUACGAUGUCCAAUUUGUUGUGAUUAAGGUUCACUAACAUUUUCCUGUUUCUUUCCUUCUUUUUUCUUUUCUUGGUUAAUUGUUUUGAUAAGAUAAUUGUUGUAUAGUAAAGAGUUUUUUAUUUGUGUUAGGAAUAUAAUGUAUUUGCAGUAUGAUAAACCAGCACCCUGUUUUCAAGCUCUAGAUUAUGUAAUACAAUCCCAAUCUUUUCUUGGUUAAUUGUUUUGAUAAGAUAA
This is a messenger RNA of Lycium ferocissimum, 2438 nucleotides long. RefSeq lists its product as uncharacterized. The coding region runs from base 964 to 2229 and encodes 421 amino acids. The transcript has 2 exons. The record is from RefSeq and is a predicted model, not a curated record. NCBI's taxonomy places the organism in Eukaryota, Viridiplantae, Streptophyta, Magnoliopsida, Solanales, Solanaceae.